This is a messenger RNA of Dioscorea cayenensis subsp. rotundata (Guinea yam), 1009 nucleotides long. RefSeq lists its product as uncharacterized. The record is from RefSeq and is a predicted model, not a curated record. The coding region runs from base 1 to 849 and encodes 282 amino acids. Lineage: Eukaryota; Viridiplantae; Streptophyta; Magnoliopsida; Dioscoreales; Dioscoreaceae. Gene Ontology annotation, molecular function: translation initiation factor activity; mRNA binding. The transcript has 2 exons.
AUGGAGUUUUCAUGGGCGGAUGAAGUGGAGAGGGAGGAAGAGGAAGCGAAGGUGAAGAGAAAGGCGAACCCUUUUGGUGAUGCGAGGCCGAGAGAGGUAGUUCUUGAAGAGAAAGGCGUGGAUUGGCGAAAGCUUGAUCUAGAAAGAGACCUCCAUUCAAUCCUCAGGAAGGAUGAGAAAUUAUCAAAAGUGAACGCGCACAUAAGAACGGCGUCAAUCAAUAAGCGAGAACAAUUUCCCUUGGCACAGAGAUGCGAAAUAAAGAAUACGAAACAUGUCUCACAUGCAAAUGCAAAGAGCUGUGUUCAACCGGGACCGCCAAACACAUUUGUUCCUCCAUUAAAAUACCCGCCGAAGAACAUUGCUACUUUAAUGCAACAAAUACGAAAGAUGGAUCACAACAGCAAGUCCAAUGAAUACAAGCCACGGAAUAGAUAUGCAUCAAAGUAUCCUAUUCCCGGGCAAAAUGCAAAAGAUGCAAAGAAAAUGGUUCUUGAAUGUAAAGACAUGGUAAGAGGACAAAGACGGGUAGUUCUUGUUGAUCUUAAUCAGCACAAUAAUACCGAAGCAAGGCGCGAUACUUUUGAUACUUUUGUUAUGGAUCACAGAAGGAAGAAUUUUAAAUGUGUAAGCCAUUCAACAAGUUCAGUUGCAGAUAAAAAUGGCAAAGAAUUCAUAGAAGACACAUGUGAUACUUUUGGUUCUGUGAUUCAUUCAACAACUUCACUUGCCGAUAAAGUAGUUAAAGAUUCUGAAACCAUGUGCAGCAAGAAGAGAGGAAUUCAUUCGGCAUCCUCCGUGUCGGUUCUUCGUAAAAGAAGGGAAGGAAAGCAUGCUAGAAGAAGGUAAAUGCUGAUACUAUGUAUGGAUUUGAACUUACAUAAAACAGUAACUGCAGUUAGAAAUGUGAAUUCUAGUUCUGCUGAAAUUAUGUAUGAUUUCUUUGAACAAUGUUUGGAUUGCAUUCAAUCUCAAACUUUGCUCAUAGAUGUGUUUUGAUUGGUGAUUA